Messenger RNA from Pelobates fuscus (common spadefoot toad), 789 nucleotides. RefSeq names its product glycine N-acyltransferase-like protein 3. Lineage: Eukaryota; Metazoa; Chordata; Amphibia; Anura; Pelobatidae. The coding region runs from base 1 to 789 and encodes 262 amino acids. The transcript has 7 exons. Gene Ontology annotation, molecular function: glycine N-acyltransferase activity. Gene Ontology annotation, cellular component: mitochondrion. The record is from RefSeq and is a predicted model, not a curated record.
AUGUUUAUCAGACACAGCUUCCCGAUAUAUGGAAGCCUUUCCAAUAUUCUUAAAGGAAAUCCCUUCUGCAUGGAAGUUCUGGUGGAUUCCUGGCCAUGUUUUGAGGCUGUACUGACACGUCCUUUGGUAAUUUCAAAAACCUUGUCUGAUCCCUUGACCAACUCUUACAGCUUCUUCCUCAGGGAUGAGUCAAAAAUACAAGUUGUCUUGGAACAGAUAGACUGGACAAAGGCAUUUGAGGUUCAGACAAUGCAAGAUUCUUUUCGGCAUGCCUUGGAAAUAGAAGCUACUCAGAGGGGUAUUGCAAUGGAAAUAUCAUUACUUAAAACAUAUCAGGAAUCACUUAAUGAAGAAACAGGAGGAAAACAAAAACAGCGGAAUCAAAUGUACAGAGAGACUUGCAUUUCUCCAAUUCAUGCACCAAUUGUAGAUGGUUCCUGGUCAUUUGGUGGCAGCCCUGCAAGUCUGAACUAUGUAAGCCUUUGUCUGAAGUCCAUGCCCUCCUCUUGUGUUUAUGAUUCUGAAGGAAUUCCAGUGUCAUGGGUACUGUGCGAUCAUUAUGGUGCCAUGCGAGUGCUUUACACUGUACCUCAACAUAGACGCAAAGGGCUCGGAUCCUUGGUUUCUUCUAAAUUGGCAGAAGCAAUGCGAGGGCAAGGAAUGCUGGUUCACUGCCAUGUAGAAGAGGAAAAUAUUCCAUCACAGCUGAUGUUUAAAUCUCUGGGGAUGCAAGAGACCACCAGCAGGCUGCUAUGGGCACGAUGUGAUUUAAAGGGGACAAAAGAUUAG